Xyrauchen texanus (razorback sucker) is the source of this 4475-nucleotide messenger RNA. RefSeq names its product sal-like protein 3. Gene Ontology annotation, molecular function: RNA polymerase II cis-regulatory region sequence-specific DNA binding; DNA-binding transcription factor activity, RNA polymerase II-specific. Bases 351 to 4115 code for a protein of 1254 amino acids. Gene Ontology annotation, cellular component: nucleus. Lineage: Eukaryota; Metazoa; Chordata; Actinopteri; Cypriniformes; Catostomidae. The transcript has 4 exons. Gene Ontology annotation, biological process: regulation of transcription by RNA polymerase II. The record is from RefSeq and is a predicted model, not a curated record.
CAAACUAGGCUACGGAAGACUUUACGCGAAGUGUCACCACAGACGCACUUGUUUGCGUCCAGUUUGAAGUCCUGCCGAACGUGAACGGAGAGCAAAAGGGGAGAAAAGUGAGGGAGUGAAACGGGCUAAUUACUCAGUCCAUCCCUCAUUUCCAUAUCCACAGAGAGUGUCUACUGGCGCUCGGCCAAUCCCUCGUGCAGCGCAACGUAAUCCAUGACCCUCUAUCAAUAUAACGCCGACAUGCGCAAUCUGCGCUACGGUAACAACAUCUAAUAUCUCUUAUUCGCUGACCCCGGGACUGUACGAGAUUGCCUGUGUCCGAUGUUUCUGCAGAUCGGAGCGCCAGAGACAUGUCCCGAAGAAAGCAAGCGAAACCCCAGCAUCUCAGAUCGGACGAAGAGGAGGGAGCACAGUCGAAAAAAAGUCAAGAUAACGCAUUUCUCUUGAAGGGAGGCGAUGAGGAGGACAGCGGCACUGAGAGCCGCAGUGGGGGUGAGGAGACACACGUGUGUGAGAGGUGCUGUGCCGAAUUCUUCAAGUGGUCGGAAUUGCUGGAGCACCAGCAGAAGUGCAUGGAUGACCCUCCUGUGCUGAUGGUAAAGGAGAACGAAGAAAAGCCUGUCUCCCGAGGAUCACCCACAGAGUCCUUCUUAAGCACCCACAGUGACUCAGCAGAAAUUAUGAAGGUUAUCGAAGACAAUGCUGAGUUGGUUGAGAAAGUUGAUGAGAGCCUCUGCAUGCCUGAGGAAACCCAGUUCAUCGACGUGGAUGAACAAAUGGAUAUUAGUUUGUCUGGGCAUAAGACAUCCAACUUCAGCACUCCACCACUCGAGAAUGAAAACCCGCCCUCUUCCCCUGCACCAUCUAUAACCAACCAUCACGACAUGCCCAGCACCAAUGUGACCCUUGAGAUCCUUCAUAGCACCAGAGUGGCUGUUGCUCAGUUCUCCCAGAGCAUUCACUGUGCAGGGCCUGCAGGCAAGUUGAGCUCAGCUGCAAUCCCUAUUAUUCUAGAGCAGUUAAUAGCUCUGCAGCAGCAGCAGGUUCACCAAUUACAGCUCAUCGAGCAGAUUCGCAGCCAAGUUGCUGUAAUGAAUAGGCAGCCCAUGCAAGCCGCCCUUAAUCCGGCCUCGAAAAGCCUGCCAUCUGACUCCAACACUUACAAUUUCCAGGGCAUCGCUCCACCCCCUGUACUUCCGCUAUCUGGAGUCAUGCCCUCUGCAGUGAAUGGGCAGGCCUCAGUGUCCCAGGCUUCUUUGCUUGUGAGGCCACCACCGCUGUCUUCACAGCCAAACUGUGGGCAAACAAACUCUCGAGCAAUGGACAGUGCCACUGUUUCCUUAACAAGUUCAAGCCCUCUCUUCAGCUACAGUGGGGCUUCCCCACUCUUGCCAACCUGUAGUGGUUCACUCUCUAAUGUCAGUAACACCCUACCCCUAAGCACUCCCAGCACACUACCAGCUUGCCAGAGUAGCCUCCUUAGUCCUUCUGCCAAUCUACCAUUACUACCUCAAAGCCCCCCCAACGGAGUCAUCUUUCCCAAUCCACUGGCCAGUAUAGCAGCCACUGCCAGUGCAUUAGAUCCACUUGCUGCCAUGAUGAAGCACCAUAAGAGCAAACUUCCCAGUGUCUCCAUUUUUGACAGCAAGCCCAGUUCUGAGGAUCCAUUCUUCAAGCACAAGUGCAGGUUCUGCGCCAAAGUGUUCGGGAGCGAUAGCGCAUUGCAGAUCCACCUGCGCUCACACACAGGUGAGAGGCCCUUUAAAUGUAACAUCUGUGGCAAUCGGUUCUCAACAAAGGGAAACCUCAAGGUCCACUUUCAAAGGCACAAAGAGAAGUACCCUCAUGUUCAGAUGAACCCAUACCCAGUCCCAGAAUAUCUGGACAAUAUCCCAACCAGUUCUGGGAUACCCUAUGGAAUGUCUUUUCCUCCUGAGAUGGUAGGACCUACUUGGUUGGACAGUAAACCUGUUCUACCAACAGUGACGUCCUCAGUGGGUCUGCAGCCACCCACAGUACCAGUUAUUGAAAGCUUAAGUGACUCAUUAACAAGUACACCCUCUGAAAGAUCUCCACACAGGCUUUCACCAGCCAGAGGUGAACUUACACCUUCGUCACCCAAUCCCACUGGCACUGAGACAGAUAUGUCAACCAUGACAUCCUCCCCUAAGUCAAAUGGAGAAGGAGAAAAUACACCGACCUUCAGUGUAGAGGAGGUGCACCUGCCACCAAACAGCAUGACCAGAAAUGUAAACGACUUCAACUCUGCAAACCACAGGUUGCUUCCACAGUCAAUAGGGAUAUCUGUUAAGGGCAAUUUGCCUGAGUCCACUGACGCAACUCUAGCAGUUAAUAAAUCCUCCUCUCCCCCACUGAUCUCUGAUCAGUUUAAGGCCAAAUUCCCAUUUGGUGGUAUCCAAGACUCUAUGCAAACAUCAGAGACAUCGAAACUUCAACAGCUUGUAGAAAACAUUGACAAGAAGAUGAUGGAUCCCAAUAAGUGUGUGAUCUGCCACCGUGUUUUAAGCUGCCAGAGUGCACUGAAGAUGCAUUACCGCAUCCAUACAGGGGAGAGGCCAUUUAAAUGUAAGGUUUGUGGCCGAUCAUUCACCACAAAGGGAAACUUGAAGACUCACUUUGGUGUUCACCGUGCAAAGCCUCCUCUUCGGAUUCAGCAUUCAUGCCCGAUCUGUCAGAAGAAGUUUACUAAUGCUGUUGUGUUACAACAGCACAUACGCAUGCACAUGGGAGGGCAGAUUUCCAACACUCCACUUACAGAAACCAUCUACGAGAAAGAUGCCGAUAUGGAGAGUUUUGACAGCAUGAGCACUUAUGAUGAUGACUGUCUUGAUGACAUUUCAUUCGAGGAUGAAGGGGAUGUCUUAGAAAACAAUGAAAACACUCCGAGCUCCUUUUCGGACAGUCCACCUCCAAUUUCAUCUCUCCCAACCAGUGUAUCAGAAUCUAAAAAUGCAGGAGGUGACUUAUCUGUCAGUCUCAGUCAAACGAAUGGAAAAAAGAUUGCCAGAUGUGGACCUAUGGAUAAUGAUCAACACGCUCUUGGCUCUACUGCCACAGGAGAGAUGGAGAACCAAUGCAUGGGAACUAGUUUAAUGUCACAGUCAUUCAGUUCUUUUCACAUUCCUCCCUAUCCCACAAAUAAUCAACCUGAGGUCCAACAUGAGCAUCCAGCCUCUCUGAACCUCUCCUCUAAAAUCCCAGAGGCAACAUUGUUAGUAAAGUCAGAAAGAUCAGAUUGUCCUGCAACAAAUUUAGUUAAUGGGGUGACUCUUAAUCAAACAGGAAUCCAGUCCAUCAAAUCUACAGUCAAGAAAGAAAACCCUUUCAACGUGCAGAGUUUCAGUAAAGAACAUGAUAAUGCUCAAAGGUCUGCUGAACAGGAUGCUAAAAAUGCACCGACUGUAGUUAAAAUGGAGAUGAGCGCUUGCAGUAGACCGUACAUGCUAAAAGAGAGGCCUUUCCCUGCAUUUGGCCUGCAAUCUCCUGCUCUCCGAUCUGAGAUGAUGAUACCAGGCAUCACCUCUCUUACUGGACCACCCUCUAACCGACGGACCCCUAAACAACACAACUGCAGUGCAUGUGGGAAGAACUUCUCUUCAGCCAGUGCCUUGCAGAUCCAUGAGCGCACACACACAGGUGAAAAACCCUUUGGCUGCUCAGUCUGUGGUCGCGCUUUCACAACAAAGGGUAAUCUUAAGGUGCACAUGGGCACCCAUAUGUGGAAUAACACACCAGCUCGCAGAGGAAGACGUCUGUCUGUGGAAAACCCCAUUGCUCUACUUGGUGGUGACGCUCUAAAAUUCAGCGAAGCAUUUCAGAAGGAUUUAGCAGCGCGGGCUAUAAAUGUGGACCAAACCUUCUGGAGCCGAUAUGCAGCAGCUAUAACUAACGGCUUAGCCAUGAGGAACAAUGAAAUAUCCGUUAUUCAGAGUGGAGGAGUCCCUCAUCUCCCUGCCAUUACUGCAGCCACGGACAAGGCUAUCACUGGAAACAGCCCACCAAUCACAGCCCUGGAAAAAACAGGCACAGAUAGAAGUGCUGGACAACACUUUUCCAUGAUGAUGGAUGACAAAAAAGACAUUGGAAUCAAUUGAAGUAAAGUUGACAUAUUUUUUCUCCUUAAGGAAUGUUGAGAAUAAAUAUGUAUUGAUUUUUUAUUAGAUUCUAUUAAACUCUUUAGAAUGUGCUACAUUCAUGUGGGAAAAGUUUAUGUUGCUCUAAUGGCACAUGCUCUUUAUUCUUCUGUCAUAACUGAGGCCACGAUUAGUUUUAAAACUAUGCUCACUGACUGAAACUUUACACUUGAUUAAAGGGCAUUUCUUUGAGAAUAAAAUGAUUAUUUAUGAUGUAAAUAUGUAUUUUAUUUUUCUUAUUUUUGCAGUAAAACUUUCAUGGGAAAGGGAACAUGUUUGCAUACAUAAAAGAAGCUUUUCAUUCCCACACUUUAGUCUUAA